Molecule: messenger RNA, 1070 nt
Organism: Ixodes scapularis (black-legged tick)
Lineage: Eukaryota; Metazoa; Arthropoda; Arachnida; Ixodida; Ixodidae
Product: alpha-aspartyl dipeptidase
Exons: 1
Coding region: 39-932 (297 amino acids)
Biological process (GO): proteolysis
Molecular function (GO): serine-type peptidase activity
Source: RefSeq, a predicted model, not a curated record
CACUUCGUCUAACUUUUCGAUUACACGGGUUGCGGCUGAUGCAGCGUUCGCCGGCGGGUCGCCGCUCGCCGAUUAGAAGCCCCGACGAACGACCACUUCCGCGGCCUGCGCAAAUACCACCCGUUGCCCGUUAUCACCACAGCAUAGCCAAAAUGUCGUCGUCCUCGUCAUCUUCACUGAGCUCCCUGCGGCGGCUCUUGCUUCUUUCAAAUUCCACGAUGCACGGCGGCCAAUACCUGGAGUACUGCUGCGACUUGAUCAAAGAGUUCUUUGCCAAGUCCGGCGUCAAACGAAUCCUAUUCGUGCCGUACGCCCACCACGAUUACGACGCGUACGCGAACAAGGCCAGAAACGCCCUCCAAGUCAUGGACUUCGUCGUCGACAGCAUUCACGAUGCCCCAGACCCGGUCGCUGCCGUGAAGCACGCCCAAGGCAUCUUUAUCGGCGGCGGGAACACCUUCAGACUCCUCCGAACGCUGUACGAAACGAAUGUUGCCGAAGCGAUUCGACUUCGAUGCCUCGAAGAAGGUAUGCCGUACAUGGGCGCGAGCGCCGGGAGCAACGUGGCCACGGCCAACAUCUGCACGACCAACGACAUGCCGAUCGUGUACCCCCCGACGUUCGUGGCCCUCAACCUGGUACCUUUCAACAUCAACCCGCACUACGUCGAAACGAAUCCUGAGAGCAACCACAUGGGAGAGACAAGGGACGAUAGGAUCUUGGAGUACCUGCAGGUCGGGAAUCACAUGCCCGUGUUGGGUCUGAAGGAAGGCGCCGUGCUCAAGGUGGAAGGUAACCAGGCUGUGCUCUUGGGAAUUUCGGGUGCCAAGCUGUUCGUCGAGGACAAAGAACCUGUCUACUACGAGCCCGGAGAUGACAUGAGUUUUCUCUUGAAGCCGGAUAUGGUCAGCAUUCCAAACGCCGUGAGCUGAGCAGCUUUCCGAAGGCAAGGCGCCGUGAAUUCGACAGUAAUGGCGCAAUUGGGUGUGUAUUAGCCAAUAACAACUGUUCGAAAAAUUAAAAAAAAAAAAUCGGCGAUAACACGGAAUAAAUUAACUGCGUGACACUUU